AUGGCGACUGAAGGUAAAAUUGAUCUGUCCAACAAUGGCAAUUCAAUUGUCGUUCCAUCUUCAUUGUUAAAAAAGAAAGUGAACCCUUUUAUUAAGAAAUUAUAUGAUAUGGUUGAUGAUUCUACCACCGAUAGAGUUAUAUGUUGGGGCCCAAUGAAUAAUAGCUUCGUUGUGAAGGAUCCAGAGGAAUUCGAAAGAGACAUUUUGCCAAAGUGCUUCAAGCACAAUAAAAUUACAAGCUUCAUCUGCCAGUUGAAUUUUUAUGGGUUCAGGAAGGUUGAUCCUGACCGAUGGGAGUUCGCAAAUGAGGGUUUCUUAAGAGGCCAAAGGCAUUUGCUAAAAAGCAUUGUACGUCGUAAACCGGCUCAUGCUCAAAAUAAACAGCCUCAGCAGCCACAUGGACAGAGCUCAACAGUUGGGGCGUGUGUUGAAGUUGGUAAAUUUGGCCUUGAGGAAGAGGUUGAGAGGCUGAAGAGGGACAAGAAUGUGCUUAUGCAGGAGCUUGUCAGGUCGAGGCAGCAGCAGCAGACAACUGAUACACAUCUACAAACAAUGGUACAACGUCUUCAUGGAAUGGAACAAAGGCAACAACAAAUGAUGUCAUUCCUGUCAAAGGCUGUGAACAGCCCUGGAUUUUUGGCACAGUUUGUACAGCAACAAAAUGAGAGCAGCAGGCUCAUAACUGAAGGCAAGAAAAAAAGAAGACUUAAACCAGAUGUUGUUCCAGAUGAUCAUCCAGUCACUCCUGCUGAUGGGCAGAUUGUCAAAUACCAGCCUUUUAUGAAUGAUGGUUCAACUGCAAUGUUCAGUCGUAUGAUGUUGGAUGCAUCUCCUCAGUUGGAAACCUUGACAGGUAAUACCAAUAGUAUUCAUUUUGGUGAUGUAACAUCGUCAUGCAAGGCAUUAGAUCAUGGAAGGGCUCCCCUUUGUACGUCUGGAGGGGCACCGACUUCAGGGAUAUCAGAUUUGCCAUUAGUGACAGGUGUUACAGCUGUUGGCCCUUCGGAAGAGAUUCAGUCUUUACCGGUAGGUGUCACUUCUGAUGCAGUGAAAAUGACUCCAUUUCCGGAGAUAACCCCCCUAGUGAUCGAAUCAACUCCACCAGCUGCAUCACAACCCUCGGAAAAUGGGGAAUCAAAGCUUCAGAUGCAAGAUCUUACUGAACAGAUGGAGCUUCUGUCAUCAAAUGCAAAAAGGUCUGAUUUAUUUGCCUAG
Daucus carota subsp. sativus is the source of this 1215-nucleotide messenger RNA. Its product is annotated as heat shock factor protein HSF8-like. Gene Ontology annotation, molecular function: DNA-binding transcription factor activity; RNA polymerase II cis-regulatory region sequence-specific DNA binding. The coding region runs from base 1 to 1215 and encodes 404 amino acids. The record is from RefSeq and is a predicted model, not a curated record. NCBI's taxonomy places the organism in Eukaryota, Viridiplantae, Streptophyta, Magnoliopsida, Apiales, Apiaceae. Gene Ontology annotation, cellular component: nucleus. Gene Ontology annotation, biological process: regulation of transcription by RNA polymerase II; cellular response to heat. The transcript has 3 exons.